Messenger RNA from Rhagoletis pomonella (apple maggot), 1773 nucleotides. RefSeq lists its product as uncharacterized. The transcript is spliced from 2 exons. The record is from RefSeq and is a predicted model, not a curated record. The coding region runs from base 1 to 1773 and encodes 590 amino acids. Gene Ontology annotation, molecular function: nucleic acid binding. Lineage: Eukaryota; Metazoa; Arthropoda; Insecta; Diptera; Tephritidae.
AUGGGUAAACCAAUGCUAGAGGUGCUUAUGAAAUUUAGACAAAAACCCAUAGCCUUCAGCUCCGACAUCGAAGAGAUGUUUCAUCAGGUGGUAGUACGUGCGAAAGAUCAACCGGCGCAAAGGUUUCUGUGGAGGGAGAAGCCUGAUGAAGAAAUCGUGGAGUACUCCAUGCGCGUAAUGACUUUCGGAGCAACAUGUUCUCCUUGUGCCGCACAAUUUGUAAAAAAUAAGAAUGCGCUUGAGUUUUCCGAGGAAUUCCCUGAUGCCGUCAAUGCGAUUUUAAACAACCAUUAUGUGGACGAUUUCGUUCAUUCCUUUGCAGACGAGGAAGAAUCCGUGCGAAUAGCGAAUCAAGUGCGAUGCAUUCACCAAAAAGGCGGAUUCAACCUAAAAGGGUUUAUAUCGAAUUCACGAAUGGUGCACGAUGCUUUAAACGGAGGCCACGACUUCGGUGUACAGAAAGGUUUCGACAAAUCUAAUGCAGGCUAUCCGAAGGUUUUAGGGAUGCGGUGGGACACGGAGUAUGAUGAGCUCAAGUUCGUUCUCGCUUUCGGUCGCGUCGAUGAAGACCUGUUGCAAGCCGAAUACGUACUUAAGGCGAAGUUGCUACUGCAAACGGUCUGGCGAGCGAGAACUGAUUGGGAUGAUGAAAUUCCCGUGGAGGCGCAAAAGCUCUGGAGGACAUGGCUAAACAUAUUACAUCAUGUGGACAACAUCAAGGUUCCGCGCUGCUAUGGUACAUUCUUUACAACAGGAGUUGUGGAGCUCCAUGUAUUUGCCGACGCAAGUGAGAUGGCAUUCGCCGCUGUGGCGUACUGGCGAAUCAGCAAUGGUCGUGACGUGAACGUUGCAAUGGUAGCCGGAAAGACGAAAUGUGCACCUCUCAAGCUCACGACUAUUCCAAGAUUAGAACUGCAGGCGGCAGUACUGACCUCUCGACUUCGGAAAAUGCUGUUGAGUUCUCACGACACUAAGCCGUCACGUGUGGUGAUGUGGACAGAUUCGAAGACAGUCCAAGCGUGGAUAGCUUCCGACCACAGAAGGUACAAGCCCUACGUAGCCCAUAGGGUUGAUGAAAUUCUAGAUGUUACUAAUCAACUCGAGUGGAGAUGGACUCCAGGCGCUCUAAAUCCAGCAGACUUUGGUACGAGACUACAAAGCAGCUCGCGUCAAUGCUCCUGGCUUUGUGGCCCAGACUUCUUGAGAAAAGACGAGUCAUUUUGGCCCAGGCUUGAUGCUGUCGAUGGAACUCGUAAAGAAUUACGGGCCAAGUAUGAGGUAUUCCUCGUCUCGCUGGACGAGGACAUGCUGCAGAAGUACUCAUCGUUCCCACGACUCACAAGAAUUGUCGCCUACUUGCGAAGGUUUGUGUACAACAGCUCCAACACACCAGAGAAGCGACUGUACGGUUCGUUGACGGUGAGGGAACUUAAGGAUGCCGAACUUCUAGUCAUCCGUAUCGCGCAGCGGAGUGCAUAUGCCGAUGAGUGCGCUAUACUGAGGGGAGGUAAGCAAUUAAACGCAAGUAGUAAACUUUUUAGAUUGUCGCCAAUGAUGGACGACGUCGGCAUAAUUCGAGUGAAUGGUCGUCUUCAAAACGCGUACGCCAUUCCUCAACGCACACGUCAACCCGUAGUAUUGCCUCAACGACACCACGUGACCAACCUAAUCAUCGACUUGUAUCAUCGCAUAUGGAAGAAUCAGAAUCAAAACACGAUCAUAGCUGAAUUACGCCUCAAAUACUGGAUACCUCACAUUCGCGAAGAAGUGUGA